Molecule: messenger RNA, 438 nt
Organism: Mesorhabditis belari
Lineage: Eukaryota; Metazoa; Nematoda; Chromadorea; Rhabditida; Rhabditidae
Source: the annotation of a GenBank genome assembly
AUGAAACCUCUCAAGAGAUUUGUGAAAAAUCUCAAAGUUUUUGGCGCAAGCUCGGUUGUUGACACGAGUCUGUGGCUGAGCUCAAAAGUGGAUCGGCUAGAAAUCAAGCGUGGUCACGAUUUUCGUUAUCAAGUGACGACAAAUUCAACACAAUGGGCGAGACGAGUUCCCUUACAAAGACAUCGAGGGAUUCAAGUGAUUGAUGCUUGCCUUGAAUUGGAAGAAACAGCUAAAUGUUUCAAUUGGAAUGAUAAGAAGGGAAAUGUUUUCACUGAUACAUCGAGAUCUCGAUUUUACCCAAACGGAACUCUUAUCAUUUAUCAAGUUGUCGAAGAAGACACGGGAACAUAUUGGAUUCCCGGAAAAACUGAGUUCCAGACGAUAGGCGAAGAUGGAAAAGCGAUGGGUUGGCAUAAUGGUUUCGAGUUGGUUGUUUGG